CGUAGUAAAAAAAAAGUGUCGUCACCAAGAGCAAUUUCCAUGUUAGCUUUUUAAAAUUGUUGUUAGAUGUUUAACACCCUGGAACUCAAAAUAAGAUUAAUUUAACCGCAUAGCAUCACAUGCUUACUCCAGCUAUUCUUUAAAUUUCAUUGGAGACAGGACUUGGAUGUGAACUAGGUAACGCUAGCUAGCUGCUAACGUUAGCUAAAAAUGGCUAACUGUAUGGCUUUUCACAGUCAAAUGGCAUCCAUCAUGGAGGUGCUAGCGAAUGCAGCCGUGGCAGAGAUCUGUAAACUCGUAGACGACGACUAUGCAGUGUUUCGUUUGGAAAUAACUCAAAGCCAGAAAGAAAACAAGGCAUUGCGGAGGAAACUACAGCAACUGGAAAUUAAGGUGGCACGGGACCGCGCAGAGAGGACAAUGCGAGAGCGCGUCCUCGCCAGUCCCAGUAGUGUCAAGAUCCUCGACCGAUACAGAGGAAAGGCAAAAGGUGAAGGACAUCACACUGGAGGCCACAGGAACUUUGUGAAGCCAGCAGGACACAAUACAUGGAGAGAUGACCAACCAAUCACUGUUGAUGAGGGGAUGGGAAACACAACCCAUCAUGUUAUAGAGUCUGCAGAGGCUGAAGGUCCUGGGGUCAAGCAGGAAAAGUCUGAAGGAGAGGUGGACCCACGGCACAGUAGAAACAUCCAGACUGGAGCAGCUGGAGCGCCCCCUGUAGCCACGGAGAACCCCACCACCGCCCAAGAGCAGUCCAGGACCCGACGCAGUAUCAUGGUCAGUGGAACGCUGAACGCCAUCCUCAAGUCAGAGACAGACACCAAGACCUUAACGGGGCUGAACCGACUGGGCUGUCCUCCUGCUCCACGCUCAGAGUAUUUACUUUAUGGUAAUACAAGCCCGAGAACUGUUCUGUCCCAUCGGGACUCAGGUGACACUUUACAGACUGUCAAUGACCCAUCCUGUUCAUACACUACAGAGAUGAUACCUGGUGACAUGCCUGUGGUAUUAGAUGCACAGACUAAUCCAAUGAAAGUGGACUGGAACGAGUACAGUAGUAGUGGAUACACUGAAGGGUGCCUAGAUAAGAAAGGGGAGAGCCUGGUCGUAGAUGAGGUGACUGUGAAAGUGGAGGGCGACGCUCCUCUGACAUGGAAUGCAUACGAAAAUCACUUAGGAGAAGGACACUCACAAGGCAACACCAUUGACUUCUUAGACUACAGGGAAAGCUUAGAGACAAAUCUAAAUGUCAUGACCCACUCCCCUUUACACACGUUUACACACGAUCCAUUAUCCAUGUCGAUGGGGCCCUCCGAUUCACACAGGGAACAAAUGGCCAAGGCGCGGGGAGAGGGAGCCACAUCGGGCAAUGGUAAAGAGAAACGGUUCCUUUGCAUGUUCUGUAACAAAGGCUUCAGCUGCCCCCAGAAGGUGGACAUCCACCAGAGGGUCCACACAGGGGUGAAACCCUUCAGUUGUACCCAGUGUCACAUGCGCUUCGCCCAGGCAUGCACCCUGAAGAGGCACCAGAGGGUCCACACAGGGGAGAAACCCUUCAGCUGUACCCAGUGCCACAUGCGCUUUGCCCAGGCUGGUGACCUGAAGAGGCACCAGAGGGUCCACACGGGAGAGAGGCCUUUCGCCUGUGCACACUGUGGGAAGAGGUUCUCAGAGAAGAGCUACCUCAGGUUACACCAGCAGAAAAAACACUCCACUCUAACAAACACUUUUAUAUCAAAAGACAAAGAUUAAUUUUAGUUGUCAUCAGAAAAUAUCCAAAGAUGCAUUUGGAUAUUCCUGGGUAGAAUAUUAUAUCCAGAUAUUGUGUGAUAUAUAAGGCAUAGUAUGUAUAAACAGUGCCUACGGAAGGUAUUCAGACCCCUUGACUUUUCCACAUUUUGUUACGUUACAGCCUUAUUCUAAAAUUGAUUAAAUUGUUGUUUUCCCUCAAUCUACACACAAUACCCCACAAUGACAAAGCAAAAACAGGUUUAUAAAUGUUUGUAUAUGUAUUAAAAAUCAACUGAAAUUUCACAUUUACAUAAGUAUUCAGACCCUUUUUACUCAGUACUUUGUUGAACACCUUUGGCAGAAAUGACAGCCUCAAGUCUUCUUGGGUAUGACUCUACAAGCUUGGCACACCUGUAUUUGGGGAGUUUCUCAGAUUCUUCUCUGCAGAUCCACUCAAGCUUUGUCAGGUUGGAUGGGGAGCGUUGCUGCACAGCUAUUUUCAGGUCUCCAGAGAUGUUCGACGGGUUCAAGUCCGGGCUCUGGCUGGGCCACUCAAUGACAUUCAGAGACUUGUCCCAAAGCCACUCCUGCGUUGUCUUGGCUGUGUGCUUAGGGUCAUUGUCCUGUUGGAAGGUGAACCGUCGCCCGAGUCUGAGGUCCUGAGCAGGUUUUCAUAAUCUCUGUACUUUUCUCUUUUCAUCAUUCCCCCGAUCCUGACUAGUCUCCCAGUCCCUGCUGCUGAAAAAUGCUGCCAGGUUUCCUCCAGAUGUGACACUUGGCAUUCAGGACAAAGAGUUCAAUCUUGGUUUCAUCAGACCAGAAAAUCUUGUUUCUCAUUGUGUGAGAGUCCAUUCGAUGCUUUUUGGAAACUCCAAGUGGGCUGUCAUGUGCCUUUUACUAAGGAGUGGCUUCCUUCUGGUCACUCUACCAUAAAAGGCCUGAUUGGUGGAGUUCUGCACAGAUGGUUGUCCUUUUGGAAGGUUAUCCCAUCUCCACAGAGGAACUCUGUCAGAGUGACUAUCAGGUUCCUGGUCACCUCCCUGAUGAAGGCCCUUCUCCACUGAUUGCUCAGUUUGGCCGGGCGGCCAACUCUAGGAAGAGUCUUGGUGGUUCCAAACUUCUACCAUUUAAGAAUGAUGGAGGCCACUGUGUUCUUGGGGACCUUCAAUGCUGCAGACAUUUUUUUGGUACCCUUCCCCAGAUCUGUGCCUCGACACAAUCCUGUCUCGGAGCUCUUACGGCCAAUUCCUUCGACCUCGUGGCUUGGUUUUCGCUCUGACAUGCACUGUCAACUGUGGGACCUUACAGUCGUAUGAAAAAGUUUGGGCACCCCUGACAAUUUCCAUGAUUUCCAUUUAUAAAUAAUUGGGUGUUUGGAUCAGCAAUUUCAUUUUGAUCUAUCAAAUAACUGAGGGGGACAGUAAUAUUUCUGUAGUGAAAUGAGGUUUAUUGGAUUAACAGAAAAUGGGCAAUAUGCAUCAAAACAAAAUUAAAAUAACAGCCUCUAGAUGCUUCCCAUAGCCUCUAAUGAGUGUCUGGAUUCUGGAUGAAGGUAUUUUGGACCAUUCCUCCUUACAAAACAUCUCCAGUUCAGUUAGUUUUGAUGGUUGCCGAGCAUGGACAGCCUGCUUCAAAUCAUCCCACAGAUUCUCAAUGAUAUUCAGGUCUGGGGACUGGGAUGGCCAUUUCAGAACAUUGUACUUGUUCCUCUGCAUAAAUGCCCGGGUAGAUUUUGAGCAGUGUUUUGGGUCGUUCUCUUGUUGAAAUAUCCAGCCCUGGUGUAACUUCAACUUUGUGACUGAUUCUUCAACAUUAUUCCCAAGAAUUUGCUGAUAUUGAGUAGGAUCCAUGCGACCCUCAACUUUAACAAGAUUCCCAGUAUCGGCACUGGCCACACAGCCCCACAGCAUGAUGGAACCCCCACCAAAUUUUACUGUGGGUAGCAAGUGUUUUUCUUGGAACGAUGUGUUCUUUUGCCGCCAUGCAUAAAGUCCCUUGUUAUGACCAAAUAACUCAAUCUUUGUUUCAUCAGUCCACAGCACCUUAUUUCAAAAUGAAGCUGGCUUGUCCAAAUGUGCGUUUGCAUACCUCAAGCGACUCUGUUUGUGGUGUGUGUGCAGAAAAGGCUUCUUCCGCAUCACUCUCCCAUACAGCUUCUCCUUGUGCAAAGUGCGCUGAAUUGUUGAACGAUGCACAGUGACACCAUCUGCAGCAAGAUGAUGUUGUAGGUCUUUGGAGGUGGUCUGUUGGCUGAUUUUGACCGUUCUCGCCAUCCUUCGCCUUUGCCUCUCCAAUAUUUUACUUGGCCUGCCACUUCUGGCCUUAAGAACUGUGCCUGUGGUCUUCCAUUUCCUCACUAUGUUCCUCACAGUGGACACUGACAGCCUAAAUCUCUGCGAUAGCUUUUUGUAGCCAUCCUCGAAACCAUAAUGUUGAACAAUCUUUGUUUUCAAGUCAUUUGAGAGUUGUUUUGAGGCCCCCAUGUUGCAACUCUUCAGAGGAGAGUCAAAGAGAACAACAACUUGCAAUUGGCCACCUUAAAUACCUUUUCUCAUGAUUGGAUGCACUUGUCUAUGAAGUUCAAGGCUUAAUGAGCUCACCAAACCAAUUGUGUGUUCCAAUUAAUCAGUGCUAAGUAGUUACAGGUAUUCAAAUCAACAGAAUGAUAAGGGUGCCCACAUUUUUGCAUAGCCUAUUUUUCACAUCUGAUUUAAUAUCAUACAACUUAAUAUUGCUACACUAAAAAUCUUUGUCUGGACAAUAUCCCAGUACUCAGCUUUUAUUAGAAAAUUAAUGGCAUGCCACUGUGAUCAUUUUUUGUGACGACAGAGUAAAUUAUUAUGCAGCCUCAGAGGGGUGCCCAAACCUUUUCAUACGACUGUAUAUAGACAGGCGUGUGCCUUUCCAAAUCAUGCCCAAUCAAUUGAAUUUACCACAGGUCGACUCCAAUCAAGUUGUAGAAACAUCUCAAGGAUGAUCAAUGGAAACAGGAUGCAACUGAGCUCAAUUUCGAGUCUCAUAGCAAAGGGUCUGAAUACUUGUGUAAAUAAGGUAUUUUUUUAUUUUAAUACAUUUGCAAUAAUAAAAAAAAACGUUUUUCACUUCAUCAUUAUGGAGUAUUGAGUAUUGUAAUCCAUUUUAGAAUAAGGCUGUGAGGUAACGACGUGUAAAGUCAAGGGGUCUGAAUACUUUCCAAAGGCACUGUAGCUCCUUUCAUAUUUGUUUUGAUCCUGACCAGUGGUGGAAAAAGUAAAGAUACUUUCAUAGAAAAUGACUCAAGUAAAAUUGAGUCACCCAGUAAAAUAAUACUUGAGUAAAAGUAUAAAAGUAUUUGGUUUUAAAUGUACUUAAGUAUCAAAAGUAAAAGUGUUCAUUUCUAAUUCACACAUUCUUGUUUAUUUAUUUAUAGGGAGACAGGGGCUUACUACAAACAAAGCAUUUGUGUUUAAUGAGUGCGCCCAAUCAGAGGCUGUAGGGAUGACCAGGGAUGUUCUCUUGAUAAGUGUGUGAAUUGGACCAUUUUCCUGUCAAAAUGUAACAAGUACUUUUGGGUGUUAAGGAAAAUGUAUGGAGUAAAAAGUACAUUAUUUUCUUUACGAUUGUAGUAAAAGUUGUCAAAUAUAAAUACUAAAGUACAGAUACCCAAAAAAACUACUUAACUAGUACUUUAAAGUAUUUUUACUUAAGUACUUUACACCACUGAUCCUGACAAACUCCCCAGUCCCUACCAAUGACAAGCAUACCCAUAACAUGAUGCUGCCACCACAAUACUUAAAUAGAGAGGGCUUCACUCUGUUGUAUUGGAUUUGAGACAACCCUCUUUUUUUUAAAAUCCAGGCCAAAAAUGUAAUGUAAGUGCAAUGUUGUUGAUCUCUUUGUAUUCAAGUAUUGUGAUGGCAGCAUCAUGUUAUGGUUAUGUCACCGGCAGGGACUAGGGAAUUUAUGAUAAAAAAGAAAUAUGAAACGAGCAAAGAAACUCACCUCAGUCUUCUGAAAACCCUGGGAUAGGGUUUUAUUUUUCUGUGGGACAAUUACACAGAGGUGUUGAGAGUUCCUGAGUGAUCUAGUCUCAGUAGUGACUUAAAUCAGCUUUAAAAAAAUCGGAGACAAGGUUUGAAUAUGGCUGUCCAAUGAUUCCCAAUUUUGACAACAAUGGAUAUAGUGUUGUGCGAAGUCGGUAGAAUCUUAUUCCAAGUUAUUCACAGCUAUAAUUGCUGCCAAAAUGUGCUUCCACUAAGUAUUAACUGGAGACUUAUCCAUUUUUUUCUUAAUUUGGUAAAUGUUCUAUAACUUUAUUUUACUUGAACAUUUGGAGAAGGUUGUGUAGAUCUGCAGGAAAAUGUAAUUUAAUUCCUUUUUAUAUUUAUUUAAUUUUGAGGCAGCAAAAUGUGAAAAGAAGUUAAAGGUGGUGUUGACUUUCGAUAUGCACUGUACGCCUAAAAAGUCUGUUACAUAUUGUGUUUGUACUGUGUAGGCUAUAAUGAUGUUCACAAAUGCCUUUUUUAUUACUUCUGUUCAACUACUUGUUUUUUUCCCCCAGGACAUCUUUUAUUGAAAACAUUUAUGCAGUUUAUCAUGCAGAUUAUCAUGCAGAUUUGUAGUAAAGACAUAUGUAUGUGUCGUUUUCAUAUGGUCUGUUUAAAACUUGUUUAUGUUUAAUAAACACAAAAUGGGACUUAAUUCAAAUACUUUUCUCAUUGAGACUCUUUAGUGUACAUCACAUCUGAUCUCAUCCUAUUCUGCAUAAAUAUGACAGUUAUAACCAAUACAUAUUGAACAAACAUAUUAACACAACAUGUAAAGUGUUGGUUUCAUGAGCUGAAAUAAAAGACCCCAGAAAUGUAACAUAUGCACAAAAAGCUUAUUUCUCUAAAAUGUUGUGCAAGAGAGUAAUAGGAUACGGCAUGUGUCAAAAUUGAUUGAUUGCUGACCUUAUGACCUGAUGACAUGUCCAUGGGGUAUACCCCGGACUCCAGAGUGACAAUUUUAGCAUGUGAACAAUUUGACAGGUCAAAUGCUACGAAAACGGUCAGUCCAUAUGUAUCCUCCAAAGCAUGCAAGGAUGUAAAUUUUUUUCAAAUAA
Messenger RNA from Oncorhynchus nerka (sockeye salmon), 6817 nucleotides. Its product is annotated as gastrula zinc finger protein XlCGF48.2-like. The coding region runs from base 211 to 1755 and encodes 514 amino acids. The record is from RefSeq and is a predicted model, not a curated record. Gene Ontology annotation, biological process: regulation of transcription by RNA polymerase II. Lineage: Eukaryota; Metazoa; Chordata; Actinopteri; Salmoniformes; Salmonidae. Gene Ontology annotation, molecular function: DNA-binding transcription factor activity, RNA polymerase II-specific; RNA polymerase II cis-regulatory region sequence-specific DNA binding. The transcript is spliced from 3 exons.